Messenger RNA from Thalassophryne amazonica, 2542 nucleotides. It is a transcript of the gene cnga3a, whose product is annotated as cyclic nucleotide gated channel subunit alpha 3a. Bases 21 to 2141 code for a protein of 706 amino acids. The record is from RefSeq and is a predicted model, not a curated record. Gene Ontology annotation, molecular function: protein-containing complex binding; intracellularly cAMP-activated cation channel activity; cGMP binding. NCBI's taxonomy places the organism in Eukaryota, Metazoa, Chordata, Actinopteri, Batrachoidiformes, Batrachoididae. Gene Ontology annotation, cellular component: plasma membrane; intracellular cyclic nucleotide activated cation channel complex. The transcript is spliced from 8 exons. Gene Ontology annotation, biological process: monoatomic cation transmembrane transport.
GGUCAGCAGCAGAAGUGAACAUGGCAACAGUCUGUUCAACCAGACAGAGGUUGUCAACCCUCACACCUGACGAUGAGCUCUCCGUCAUCGAAAAUGGAGACAGUAGAACUUUUUGUGAAGACAACACUAUGAGAGCCACCAUCCGACCAUCAGAGAGCCACACAGAUUCAUUUACAGGUGCCGGGGCAGUGGCCAGGCUCUCCCACUUCAUCCUUAUGCUGCGGAACUGGUCAUCUCACAGAAUAAACCCAGAAGAACAGAGGCGCGAUUCGUUCCUGGAGCGCUUCAGGGGCUCUGAGCUCAAAGAUAUCUCCAGCCAAGGCAGUGCUGCUGGUCACAGUGAUGUGUCCCGCAAGAAGAGUCUUGCCUGUAAGUGGCCACUUGCCAACUUCAACUUGAAUAAUUGCAACAACACAGACGAAAAGAAAGAGGACAAAAAAGAGGAGAUUAAAAAAGAUGAGAAAAAGGAAGAGAAAAAAGAUGAGAAGAAGGAAGAGAAGGAUAAGAAGGAUGACAAAAAGAAAGAGGAGCCCUCGAAAGAGACCUGGUGUAUGGACCCGGCCUCUGAUCUGUACUACAGAUGGCUCAGCAUCAUUGCAAGCCCAGUAUUUUACAACCUGCUGAUGAUCGUGACGAGAGCCUGUUUUAAUGAACUCCAGGAGUCUUAUACAAAACUCUGGAUAUUCCUGGACUAUACUUCAGACUUUUUAUACUACACAGACACUUUUGUCAGAUCAAGGACAGGUUACCUGGAACAAGGCCUGCUGGUAAAAGAUGCCAAGAAGCUGAGAAUUCAUUACACGGCAACAUCGCAUUUUAAAUAUGAUGUAAUUUCAAUGAUACCUACUGAUAUUUUGUUUCUGAAAUUUGGAUAUAACAACCCAGAAUUCAGAUUUAAUCGUCUUUGUAAAAUAUCAAGACUUUUUGAGUUCUUUGAGCGGACAGAAACCAGAACCAGCUUCCCAAACAUGUUCCGGAUCAGUAAUCUUGUACUUUACAUCCUUAUUAUUAUCCAUUGGAAUGCCUGUAUGUUCUUUGCCCUUUCUAAAACUAUCGGGUUUGGAUCAGACACUUGGGUGUAUCCUAAUAUCAGCCAUCCAGAGUACGGCCGAUUGGCGAGAAAGUACAUCUACUCGCUGUACUGGUCUACACUGACCCUCACUACCAUUGGAGAGACUCCCGCUCCAGUCAAGGAUGUUGAAUUCCUUUUUGUCAUUGCUGACUUCCUAACUGGUGUGCUAAUUUUCGCCAGUAUUGUCGGUAACGUCGGUGCCAUGAUCUCCAAUAUGAAUGCCUCUCGGGCCGAGUUCCAGGCAAAGAUAGACUCCAUAAAGCAGUACAUGCAAUUUCGAAAAGUCACCAAAGACCUAGAGGCCAGAGUGAUCAAGUGGUUUGACUACCUAUGGACUGAAAAGAAAACCUGUGAUGAGAAGGAGGUUUUGAAGACCCUCCCUGACAAGCUCAAGGCUGAAAUUGCCAUCAAUGUCCAUCUGGAUACGCUGAAAAAAGUGCGUAUUUUUCAGGAUUGUGAAGCUGGUCUGCUGAUUGAAUUGGUGCUGAAGCUGCAGCCGCAGGUUUUCAGUCCUGGAGAUUACAUCUGCAAGAAGGGGGACAUCGGCAGGGAGAUGUACAUCAUCAAGGAAGGGAAACUAGCUGUGGUGGCCGAUGAUGGAGUUACUCAGUUUGUGGUUUUAAGCGAUGGUGCAUACUUUGGGGAAAUCAGUAUUUUAGGUAUCAAAGGUAGUAAGGCAGGCAACAGGAGAACAGCCAACAUCAGAAGUGUUGGUUACUCUGACCUCUUUGCCUUGUCCAAAGAUGACCUGAUGGAGGCGCUCACUGAAUAUCCCGAUGCCAAGAAGGCUCUGGAGGAGAAGGGGAAAGCCAUCCUGAUGAAAGACAACCUGAUUGAUGAGGCAGUGGCUAACGCUGGAUCUGACCCCAAAGACCUGCAGGAGAAGAUCACCAAAAUCCAAGACAACCUGGAUACCAUGCAGACCAAGCUUGCCCAGCUGAUGGCAGAGUUCAGCUCGAGCCAGACAAGGAUGAAGCAGAGGGUCACUCAGAUGGAGGAGAAAGUGAAGUCUAUACAACCAGAGGACUUGACUGAAGUGAUGGCUGAUAAAGACAAAAAAGUCCAGUGAUGUACCAGAAGACUUUCUGAAAAAUGUAAGGAUGUUUCUGUAAGAAUGGCAGAGCAACAAUUUUUUUUUUCCAUGAGCCGUGUUUGUAUCUAUUUAUACAUGUUUAUUAUCGUCAUAAACGUCUCAAACUGUGUAUACUAAUGUGUGCAUACUUGUUGAAAAAAAAGCACUUUUUACAGCUUUAGUAUACUGAAGAAUGUUUUCAUGAGUUUUGAUAUUUUCACACACUUCAAGAUGUAAUUCUCAAGUAUUGUGGUGUGUACCAAAAGAAACACCUGCAAUUCAGAAAUUGUAAUCCAUAUUUCAUCUGUAAAUAUUAAACCCAAACACAAAAUUUGUUUUAAAAUUUAAUACCUGCAAAUAUGAGCUUAGAAAGUAAACCUGCUACAAAAUAUAUAGAC